Messenger RNA from Perca fluviatilis (European perch), 2376 nucleotides. It is a transcript of the gene tmem65, whose product is annotated as transmembrane protein 65. Gene Ontology annotation, cellular component: mitochondrion. Lineage: Eukaryota; Metazoa; Chordata; Actinopteri; Perciformes; Percidae. Bases 394 to 1092 code for a protein of 232 amino acids. The record is from RefSeq and is a predicted model, not a curated record. The transcript has 7 exons. Gene Ontology annotation, biological process: regulation of cardiac conduction; cardiac ventricle development.
UUAGCUUCUCCGCCCGACUUGACAGUAGUUCUUGUUCGGCUUUAGCUGAAACUUCAUGUGCCAUGCCCAUGACCGCACUUAAGGGAUCAUGAGACGUUUUGGUCGGCGGACGACACGAAAAGAAGAUAUGUGCGCCUGCUUGAAAGUUAACUCGAGUUUAAGAGAAACGGUAAUCAAAAGUCGUCGGUUUCUUUCCCAUUGAGGGUCGAACCUAGCUAGCGUUACUAGGACCGAAACGAGAAACAACUUCUGCCCGAGUGGCCGCUGCUGGAGCGGGGGAGACAACGACCGCUAUCUGCGCUCUCAAAUAAGCGUUAAAAAAACAAAAAAACAGCAGUUUAUUACAUUGUAAAGACUUUAGAGUAACGUUAGUAGUUAUUUAUUUUCGCCACGAUGCUCAGGCUUUGCCUACAGGGAGCUUUCCGACCGGUUGUACAGAAGUUACCGGCGGCGGGGAUAGUGCCGAGGCUGCCGGGGAUAGGGCGUCACACACCGAGCUGCUGGAUGGGAACACACGGGAGGAACGAGCCGAGGGAGACGCUCAACUCACCCAAGAGAGCCAAAGACUUUAUUUACCGCCUCCAGCCGACGGAGAGGACUUGUUUACUGAAGGAGCUGCAGAGUUUCGAGUCCGUAGCCGUCGCUCAAGAGACCCUGGAGCCCUCGCCGCCGACUGCAGCCCAGAUUAGAUAUGUUUUGUUCCACAACGGCAUCCCCUUUGUUGGAUUUGGUUUCCUUGAUAAUGCCAUCAUGAUCGCAGCAGGAACACAGAUUGAACUCUCCAUCGGAGUCACUCUGGGGAUCUCCACCAUGGCUGCUGCGGCGCUGGGGAACCUGGUUUCAGAUUUGGCAGGUCUCGGUCUUGCAGGUUAUGUGGAGGCUCUGGCUUCCAAACUGGGCAUGCAGGGUCCAGAUCUGACGCCCGAACAGGUGCACAUGUGGCAGACCAAGUUCAGCUCUCACAUGGGCAAAGCCAUCGGAGUGACCAUUGGCUGCAUUUUGGGGAUGUUCCCGCUGUUUUUCCUGGAUGACGAGAAGGAGAAGGACAAAGAGAAAGAAGCACAGCCCUGCGGUGACACCUCGUCUUCCUAACAAGCCACUACAGUCACACACAACACCGUCACACCUACUGACUGGAUACUGCUGAUGUCAACUUUUGAAGUAUUUUACAGUCGGAUGUUUCUCUGUUCAGGCGGCGUUCACACUUCUUCGGUCUCCGAACCCUCUAAAGCGGUUUGUGUCAGCUGACCGUAUUUAGCUCCAUCACAGCUUCAGCUCUCUGUGGCUUCCUCCGACGCACCAAGCUGCGGUAAUUCCACACGGUCUGCUCCAUCAAGACAUGCCAUCUGUUCAUUCAGUAUGUCAAGUUUAUGGGGAUUCACUCGUUUCAGUUUGUCACGAGGGAUGGCUGCUGGAGGGAUCUUAUCAGUUCUGAUUCCUCUUAUCAAUCCCGUUCUUUUUGGAGUCUGUCCGACCGACCCAGUCCGGCCAUUCCUGUAAUUUUCCAAAAACCGACGGUCCGACAUUCACGCCCAUUUCGCGCUGCUGUUGGUCCGCUGCGUGGAAGUGAGAAAAGAGUCUCUGCUUUUUCAUUUCUCACGCAACUAUUUCUGUCACAUUAAUGGGAACAAACUGAGGGCAACACUAAGAAUGUCUUCCAGGAGAGACUGUUCUCUCCAUAUUUGAUCAACGUCACGCCCCUGUCUGUAGCUAAAACAGAGAGCUCAACACACAGGGUGAAAAGAGGAGCUGCAGCAUUGUGCAGUACAACAAAAAAUAUGGUGUUUUUUGAAAAUUAAACCAUGUAAACCUAUUCUGAUAUAACUUCUAAAUACAAUUAUGAAUCUGAAAAUGAGCAUAAUAGGAGCACUUUAAGUUGUUAGAUUUUACUCAUGGAAUGGAAUGCUUACGAAUUACAGAGCUUAACUUUGCGUAGCUUCUUGAACAAAUAGCUCGUGAGAACAGGCUGCCACAACCGAGCGUAUCCCUACCCUUACGGUAGGUUUCCACACAGCGAAAUUUCGCUUUGCUCUCAUUGAGGUUGAAUAGAGACGAAAUUCGCCCUGAUUGAGCGAGAUGAGAGCGAAUUGCCGAGGGGAGCGAAAUAAAGUUGACGAAAGUUUAACUUUAUUCAAAUGAGGACCACUCGAGAACCAAUCAGGUCCGUGUGUUUGUGUUUGGAGGCGGGAGUUACAAAAAAAGUCUGACAAAGAUGGUGGAGGUUAUCAGCGCCGUAUCAUGAAUAUUUUGAUGUGAUUAAAAUGUUUCUACACGAACAUUGGUACUUCUAUCAACACAAAUUGUGUUUUAUAUGACACACAAAAUUAGUUAGGGCACAUACACCACUAGAUAGAUCACUGUACAUGAUCGUUUAAA